AUACCACGAACGCAACCGGACAAUGACAAAAUUGCUACACUGCCAAAGGAGGACUUGCCGGAAUUCGAGAGCGACUCGUUGAAUCACACCGCGGCUCAUCAUCGGAUUUCAGUGCGCCCUAAAAAUCGGCGACCACCCCGAAGGUCAGUCACGGCGACCAACAGCAGCAUGUCUUGCUCGACAAUCACCACCAUAUCAGAAAACUCGGACGUGCUGGACAGUCUUGAGAUGUCAACAGUUACAAGCAGCAACGCCAGCACCCCGAUUGACACCAAGGUGAUCACAGUGAUGCGAAAAUCCUCCAGCAGGAUGUCAUCAAGGACAUCCGAUUUGUUUGAAGAGUUUGAUGUUAAAAAGAAGCCCUCGAGUAUGGCCUCACUGUCGCCCGACAGUCUUGAUGUCAGUAUCACCAGGAUCAACGAGCAAACUGAUGCAAUAGGUCAGCAGGAUACUUCUGGUGACAUUAAAUUUAUAUCCAGGAAGUCAUCUGGAAGUCGUCAGGUUACUACUACUAAGCUUUCAAACGUUUACGACGAAUUGGAAGUCACACCGAAAAAGCGAACGUCGAUUACUCGGCUAUCAAAGUCCCCAGACAGCCUUGAUAAUUUAUUUUCAAAGUCCUCCGAGGGAUUUGACAAGCUUAUUGAGGACGAGGAGGUGCUACCGACCUUCGGAAGAUUGCAAAGUUUAAUAUCCAAGUCUACAGAUGGGUUCGAUAAGCUAGCGGAGCACGUCGAUAUUAAGCCUAUGCCUCGGAGACUUACUAAUAUGAUUUCAAAGUCUACCGACGGAUUUGAUACUUCAGACCGCGAGGAGCCCCGACCGGUCAGGAGACCCAAUAAUCUGGGCUACAAGUUCUCAGAUACUGUUUCCAAGUCCUCGGACAGCUUGGAGGCGAUUCAGGCUCUGGUGAGCGACGACUCGAUCGAGCGCAGGCGCAGCAGUUUCGAAAUUCGUCCGAGAAGAACUCACAAAACUAUGUCCAUGUCCUCGGACAACUUUGGGAGUCUGGAUAAUCACCAGCCGGAGUUGCAGAAAAUCAGCAGCACCUCUGAUGUUUAUCUUGCUAGGGUCAAUAAAAGUCACGGGAAAAUGGGGAGUGUGUCCAAGUCUACUGAUAACUUUGAAGCUAUUGAUAGUCAGGAGACCAGUCGGUCAAACAUAGACUUUAAACACAAUUACAAAAGCUACAAACGGACCAUCUCGUCAGAGAGCUCGGAUAAUCUUGAGCUAGAGGAUAAAGUUGAGACUCGGAAAGUUCGCAAGCCACCAAAGAAAAUACCCAACUCGGUUUUGGGGUUGUAUCCAGGCGAUGAUUAUGACAAAGAGGAUUAUGACCGCAGGCCUUGUUUGCUGAGAAAACCUCCGACUCCUAGGCUGCAAAAAUCCUCGGAAAGUUCUGAGCUUGGCAGUACUGACACUCUUGAUUCGGAAAAACGAAACAAGUCUGAUAGCACUGAGACUCUUGAUAGUCUUGAUAAAGAUUUGGAGCAAGAUACCAGAGAUGAUGAUGUACCUAAUAAUAUUAAUGAUAAAUAUGAUAAGAACGGCUCCUGGACAAUGAAGCCAGUGGAAAAUAAACACUACACCGAAAAUGCUGAUGGUAUGGAGGAAGAUUCAAAGUCAUUGAACUACUCCGACAAACCUUACUGGCGUAAAAGUUCAGAAUCAAAAGAAAAUAUUGACAUCCAUCAGCUGCUGACAAUAGUAAACGGUAAUAACCAACGGAACUCUGUACCAUUUACAAAAAAACUUACGACAUCACCGCCAUCGUCACCUGUCGUUAAGCAGGAGGACAAUAAGUUGCUAUUCAACAAUUUGCUUACCUCUAAAAAUGAUGAAGAAUUGCAGAAUAUGCUUAACGGAAACAUAUCUGAAGUGUCAACAGACACUAAGAGUUUCAAAGAGAAACUUAUUAUGUUUGAGAAACUUGGCAAGUGAAUAGAGUAAGAUCAAAUUAAAGCCAUUGUGUGAUACCACUUACUACUUUUUUUUUUUUUUUUUUUAUUUUCGUUUCUCUUUUUAGUUUAUUUACAACGCGUUCAUUAACGAAAAUACUUUACUACAAAUAUAUACGGGAAAAAAAGAAAAUAAACUUUCUUCCACUGUUUAAAUAAAUAAUAUAUAUACUUAUUGUAUCAGUAACUAUGGAGAUUAUUAACGAACUAAAUGUAAUGCAAAUUAACAAAAUACUUGCCUCUAAUGUUUAAAUAAUCACUUACAGUAUAAAAUUAAUACUCGCGCAAAAUAUGUAAUAAAUAUCACUGUAAUUUUAAUUGCCGAGUUAACUUAAAUAUUUUUUAUUAACGUUAUUUUGUAUACUUUGUAAUUUAAGAGUUCAAUUUAUUAUCUUUAAUUAAUUUAACGUCAAAUAUAUAAAACCUGUUAGGGUUCAAUCAAUAAUAUAUGUAGUGUUUAGUGAUAUAUUUGAAAAUUGUUUUUUUAAAUUUAAAAUGUGUAAAGAAUAUCGGCUGUCUGUGUAUAAAUCACCCAGUGAUACGCACUGUGUAGCUUAAAUAACGUAUUAAUUAAUAUUGUAAAUAAUUAUACCACGUAUCAUUAUUAUUAAAAAUUAAAAUCGGUACUACCGUGGUUACCUUACGAGGCCUAGAUGAGGCCUAAUAUAAAAAAAUGUUUCACAAUAAAUAAAAAAAAAUAUUCGACAUUUAUUUGAGAUUAAUAAAUGAGGAUUUAAAAUUUUUUUUAAUUAUUAAAACUCAUUUAUUAAAUCUCUAAAAUGGACUGAUCCCGAAAAAUAAUUAAAUUAGUUAUUAAUUAUCAACAUUAGUUACCUAACAUUAAUUACCUAUAUAAACAGUAAUAAUGUAAUACGUAAAACAAAAAAAAUGCAGUUUGGCAUGAGCUUAAAAA
This is a messenger RNA of Cotesia glomerata, 2871 nucleotides long. RefSeq lists its product as uncharacterized. NCBI's taxonomy places the organism in Eukaryota, Metazoa, Arthropoda, Insecta, Hymenoptera, Braconidae. The record is from RefSeq and is a predicted model, not a curated record.